This is a messenger RNA of Parasteatoda tepidariorum (common house spider), 1491 nucleotides long. RefSeq names its product chymotrypsin-like elastase family member 2A. Gene Ontology annotation, molecular function: serine-type endopeptidase activity; protein binding. Gene Ontology annotation, biological process: proteolysis. The record is from RefSeq and is a predicted model, not a curated record. NCBI's taxonomy places the organism in Eukaryota, Metazoa, Arthropoda, Arachnida, Araneae, Theridiidae.
GGGAACUCUACCAUCUGUCUCAACGUUGUCUCAAGUAGCAUGUUUUAUCCUAAAUGGGAGUUAGUUAAAUUUCAAAAUGUUGUCUAUAAAUGUAUUGAUUUAUUCGUUAUGCAUAAGUAUAUAUGUAGCAUUUAGUAGUGGAAACAGAAAUUUCCAAUGCCAUGAGCUAUACGAACAUGAUGCAACCAAUAUCGGAGAAGUCAAAAGUCCUUUCUAUGAUGAAGGAUCAUAUCCAGACAAACUUUGGUGUGAAUACAGAAUUAGAGCACCUGCAGGAUAUAGAAUUAAAAUAACAUUUAAGGACCUAGAUAUUGAACCUACUGGUAGCUGCGGUCAUGACAAAUUGGUUUUGUACGGGAAAGACAAAGAGAGCGUUUUGGGAGAGUACUGUGGCGAUCUGAUUCCAAGGCCUAUCCUCUCAAAUUCAGGUGAGAGCGAGAUUAGGCUUCUUUUCCUCUCCGAUGAAAUGGUGGCCGGAAGAGGAUUUCGUCUUCAAUACGAAUCCUCACCUAACAUAGAACUCUGCAGCAGUAAAGAAGGUAGUUGCAGAAAUCGAAAAUGUUAUCCCACCGAGAAAAAAUGUGAUGGAGUAGAUGACUGCGGUGAUGGAACUGAUGAAGAAAAGUGCGGAAAACCAGUGAGUAUGCCAUCAGACAUAUGUGGUGAGCCACCGAUUCAACCAAAAACCAUUUAUGGUUCUGCAGACAGACAGGUUGGGGGAGCGGAAGUAGUGACUAACAGUUGGCCGUGGCAGGUCUCAUUGCAGCACACCUAUAAAGAGCCCAAUGCUCAUUUUUGUGGAGGGUCCCUCAUCAGUCCACAGUGGGUUGUAACAGCAGCUCAUUGUGUCACUGGAAAACCCGAUCCACAAGACUUGAGGAUUGUUCUUGGAAGUCACAAUAAAUAUAACAAAACAAAAUAUGAAGUAACUCGAAUAGCAGAAAAAAUCAUAUCAUAUCCAGACUUGGAGGGAGAAAAGUUGAGACAAAUGUCAAUUACACAUGAUAUUGCCUUGAUAAAAUUGAAUGCUCCUGUAAUUUACACGGACGGUAUUCAACCAGUUUGUUUGCCGUCUCUUGGAUGGGAGGCUCAGCCGGAUUGGGUUUGUUAUUCUACUGGCUGGGGAGAAACAAGAGGUACCGGCUUUUCUGAUGUGUUGAAACAAACAGAGCAAAUCGUUAUGUCUAAAGAAAAUUGUUCUCACAAUGUACAAACACAAGUAUGUGUGGCUAAAGCCCACCAGUCACCGUGCCAUGGUGAUAGUGGUGGCCCUUUAGUUUGUAAACUUGGUAGUAAAUGGUGGUUGAUGGGAGCGACAAGCUUCGGAUUUCCUACAAAUAUGUUUAGUGGUCUUUGCUAAGUGAAAGGAACAAAAGUUGUAUUCUCCAGCGUGACUGAUAAAGCAGAUUGGAUACGACAAAUAAUUAGCAAAUACAAUUAGAAAUAAUAUGUAAUAGGAAAAAAACUAAUAAAAAUUAUUAUUAUUCUGUU